AUGUACCUGUAUAAGUCUCCUCCGACGCUCGGUGGCCUGACGUUCCACGAUCACCAUCUUGACGCCGGCAAUCGGGGCACAACUUCACAAGUCGAAACGCUCUUCGGUGAGGCACCAAGCACGAGGCACGAAAACGUGGGGACGAAACCAAGGAACCUGGCAAGACGAGAGUGCCUUGACCCCUUGGACCCCUCGCACAGUGAAAAGCAUCACGGGCGGACGACAAAUCCAGCGCUAGCCCUCCAGAGCGAGCGUAACCAAAAUCACCAAACACCACCACCACCUCACGGGCCAGCGUCCAAUUUCAGGGCAGCCAUGGAUCAGGGCAACGAUACCACCAAGCCAGAGGACAAGUCGACGGGACAGGAGCAUCGUGGGUGGAGCUUCUGCUCGGCCGCGACUCGACGGCGGAAGACUGAGACUCCGACUGGCAAUGACUACGAAUACUGCUGA
Messenger RNA from Colletotrichum costaricense, 453 nucleotides. RefSeq lists its product as uncharacterized. Bases 1 to 453 code for a protein of 150 amino acids. Lineage: Eukaryota; Fungi; Ascomycota; Sordariomycetes; Glomerellales; Glomerellaceae. The record is from RefSeq and is a predicted model, not a curated record. The transcript is spliced from 2 exons.